GUCCAGGUUGAAACAAACAUAUGCGCACAUCCCGCCUUCAGAGAUUGUUCCGGAUACAUCUGUACAAUACUCGAGAAUACUCAGUCCUCAUGGAACUGAGGCCCGAAUCCGAAAGUCAGAGUCAGUUGGCAUGGAACAAAUCGAGGCAUUCGACCCCUUUGCCGAACCAAAGCAGACCGAAUUAUUCAGCCAUGACAUAUAG
This is a messenger RNA of Perkinsus marinus ATCC 50983, 202 nucleotides long. RefSeq lists its product as hypothetical. The record is from RefSeq and is a predicted model, not a curated record. Lineage: Eukaryota; Perkinsozoa; Perkinsida; Perkinsidae. The annotation marks the transcript as partial. The transcript is spliced from 2 exons.